CGCCGUGGGGGCCGCGCGUCCCUCGCUGCCUCCCUGCGCCAUGAGGAACCUGCGGCUGCUCCGGGCCGGCGGGCACCGCUGCGCCGCCGCCGCGGGCACCCCGCGGUGCUUCUGCCUCGGUGCCGAGCCCGGCACGGUCCUCGUGGGCUCGCAGUACGGCCUGGUGGAGCUGCGCCCCGGCGGGGACUCGGUGACAAGAGAAGUUUCCUUGGUUGAGGAGGGUUUCUUGCCUGAGGAUGGAAGUGGCUGCAUCGUGGGUAUCGAAGAUCUUCCAGAGCAGGAGUGUGUGUGUGUUGCUACAGCAGCUGGAGACAUCCUGCUCUGCAGUCUGAGCACGAAGCAGGUGGAAUGUGUUGGAAGUGUGGACAGCGGUCUGAGUACCAUGAGCUGGAGUCCUGACCAAGAGCUUGUUUUGCUUGCAACAGGUCAGCAAACACUCAUCAUGAUGACAAGGGAUUUUGAACCAAUUACUGAGAAGCAAAUCCACCAAGAUGAGUUUGGGGAAGGAAAGUUUGUUGCUCUUGGUUGGGGAAAAAAGGAGACACAGUUCCAUGGAUCAGAAGGGAAACAGGCAGCACAUCGCAAACAGACGGAAGUGUUGCCGACCUCAGCCUGGGACGAUGGGAGGCCUCGGGUGACAUGGAGGGGAGACGGGCAGUUUGUUGCAGUGAGUGCUGUCUGUCCAGAGACAGGUGCUCGGAAGGUCAGGGUGUGGAACAGAGAGCUUGUGCUGCAGUCAACAAGUGAGCCUGUCUCAGGAUUACAACAAGCACUGUCCUGGAAGCCUUCUGGAAACCUGAUAGCAUCUACACAAGAAAAACCCAACAGACAGGAUGUGGUUUUUUUUGAGAAAAACGGACUUCUCCAUGGCGAAUUCACCCUGCCAUUCCAGAAAGGACAGGUCAAAGUUAAUGAAGUGCUUUGGAAUGCGGAUUCUACGGUCCUGGCUGUCUGGCUGGAAGACCUCAAGGUGGAAAACUCUAGACCAAGCACUUAUGUUCAGCUGUGGACCACAGGGAACUAUCACUGGUACCUGAAGCAAAGUCUGCAUUUUGGUAGCUUGGAGGAAGAUCAGUUGGUGUCACUGCUGUGGGACCGAGAGAACCUGUAUAGACUGCAUAUACUCUGCCAGGGCUGGCAUUACCUCUGCUAUGACUGGCACUGGGCCACGGACCAUGGGACGGGGGAGAACGGUCAGCAUGUGGCCAAUGUGGCUGUCAUAGAUGGAGAUAAAGUACUUGUCACAGUGUUCCAGCAUGCUGUGGUGCCUCCACCCAUGUGUACCUAUGAGCUCCAGCUCCAACAGGCAGUUAAUCAGGUUGCAUUUCACACAGAUCUCAAUCAUAGUGGGGAUAUGGCUGUCCUGGAUGCUGAUAACAGGAUCUCUGUGUACAGAUAUGGGCAGAGUACGGUGAAUGACCCUACUGUCAAGUUAGGAGCCGUGGGUGGCAAUGGAUUUAAAGCAGCUGUGGAAACACCAUACCUGGAUAAAACCUACAGAGUUGAUGUGGGCCGUGACAACAGUGAAGCGAUGGAUCCUCUGGGGCUCCGAUUUCUCACCUGGCUGCCAGAUGGCAGCUUCCUGGUGGUUGGUCAAGGUCAUGGUGCUGCUCAGUCUGUCCUUCACCAUCUGACUGCAGUGCCUCACGUGGCUGGAGCUGAGGAACAGUGCCUGAAUUUACGGUUGUCUACACCUGUAGAUGGAGAAGUGAUCAGCCUGUACUGCAGCCCAGUGACCAAAACUGUAGCUCUGCAGUUGGCUGAUAGACAGAUCCUAAAAUACCUGUGGGAGGCUGCUACUCCAGUUCUUGAGCCCUGGCGGACGAGCAGUGGCUCUGCUGUUCGGUUCCCGUAUCCUUGUGUGCAGACUUCUAUCACGAGGAUCAGUGGUGAAGUAAGUGAGACUGAGGUGAUCCUGGGCCUCACAGAUCGAUGCCGUUUUUUUGUUAAUGAUGUUGAGGUUGCUUCCAACAUCACCUCAUUCACAACAUACAAUGAGUUUUUGUUGGUGACAACCAACUCCCACACUUGUCAGUGCUUCUGCUUAAAGAACUUAUCAGUGAAAGCCCUGCAGGCUGGCCUGAGCGGUGCUGCUGCACCCAACAGUGAGACCCUGCGCAAGGUGGAGCGAGGGUCACGCAUCGUCACCGUCGUUCCCCAGGACACGAAGGUCGUGCUGCAGAUGCCAAGAGGAAAUCUGGAGACUGUUCACCACCGAGCUCUGGUUCUUGCCCAGAUUCGGAAGUGGCUAGACAGGCUUAUGUUCAGGGAAGCUUUUCAGUGUAUGAGGAAGCUGCGAAUCAACCUCAAUCUUCUCUAUGACCACAAUCCCAAGGUAUUUCUGGAAAACACAGAAACCUUUAUCAGGCAAAUAGAUUCUGUGAACUAUAUCAACUUAUUUUUCACAGAACUGAAAGAAGAAGAUUUCACAAAGAGCAUGUACCCAUCUCUGAAUGGUAGCAGUAAUACCCAACCACGCCAGCAUUCUGAUCAGAAGAAAGUUAACCUCAUAUGUGAUGUGAUGAGGGUUGCCAUGGAACACAUUGAUCCUCAAAAAUACUGCCUAUCAAUACUGACAGCACAUGUAAAGAAAAGUCCUCCAGAACUGGAAAUUGCUCUCCAGAAGGUUCAUGAUCUUCGAGAAAACUUUACUCCAGAUAUCAAAGCUGUGAGUGCAGAAGAAGCACUGAAGUACCUGCUUUUCCUUGUGGAUGUCAACGACUUGUAUGAGUAUUCCUUGGGGACAUAUGACUUUGAUUUAGUCAUCAUGGUGGCAGAGAAGUCUCAAAAGGACCCAAAAGAAUAUUUGCCCUUCUUAAAUACCCUCCGGAAAAUGGAAACCAAUUAUCAGCGAUACACAAUAGACAGACACUUGAAGAGAUACACAAAAGCUCUUGGGCACCUCAGCAAAUGUGGUCCUGAACACUUCCCUGAAUUUCUGAACUUGGUGAAGGAUCAGAAUCUGUAUGGUGAGGCGCUGAAGCUGUAUCCCUCUAGCACUCAGGAGUACAAGGACAUCAGCGAUGCAUAUGGGGAGUACUUGAUUCAGAAGCAGCUGUGUGAACAGGCUGCACUGAUAUUUGCUCGUGCUGGCAUCUUUGCAAAAGCACUCGACGCUUUUCAGAGCAGUGGCAGCUGGCAGCAGGCCCUGUGCAUGGCAUCACGGCUUGGCUACACAAAGGAUGAGCUCUCCAGUCUGGCACGGAGCAUGGCAGGAAAACUAGUUGAACAGAGAAGGCAUGCAGAGGCAGCCAUACUCCUGGAACAGUAUGCUCAGGACUAUGAAGAGGCUGUUCUCCUGCUCUUAGAAGGGGCUCUUUGGGAAGAUGCUUUAAGGCUGAUUCACAAGUAUGGUAGACUGGAUAUCUUGGAGACCAACUUCAAACCUGCUAUUCUAGAAGCUCAGAAAAGUCAGCUGAUCUUCCUAGAUUCUCAGAAAACAGCAUUUCUCCGCUACAAGAGUCGCCUGCAAGUGGUCCGAGAGAUGAAGGAGAAGGCCUGUGAGAGCCUGCAGGAUUAUGAAGUGCCGAAUUGCCCAGAAUUGGAGCUUUUCUCUGAAACCAGCAGUAUUGUGACAGCCAGUGACAUGAACAGCAAAUAUUCACACAGCAAUUCAAGGAUAUCAGCGCGAUCCUCAAAGAACCGGCGCAAGGCUGAGCGGAAGAAAUACAGCUUGAAGGAGGGGAGUCCUUUUGAAGAUAUUGCCCUUCUGGAAGUCCUGGGAGAAAAUGUUCGUGCUGUUGAGUCUGUGAAAGGAGAUAUACACAUCCUUCUAAAGCAGCUUGUGCUCUUUGGUUAUGAUGAACAAGCUGGGGCACUGCAGCAAGUCCUGGAAGAGGUUUGGCAGUUGAUGGAGACCUCACUCCCAGAAAUCUGGACUCCAGACCUGCAACAGAGCUCUGUCAACCUGGUCCUGGGACCCAAUUCAACUGCAAACAGCAUUAUGGCUGCCUACCAGCAGAAGAGGAUGAUGCCUCCUGUUGUACAAGAUCCAGAUGUAUUUACUCCACCAAAAUUCAAUAAAAAUCUACAGUGGAAACUGCAUCUUCUGCAGUAACUAAAAGCCAAGGAAUUCCUGUAACUUUUCAUAUAACUUCAUUGUAUCUUUACAGAAACUGUUGUUGUUCUGUCCUGUUCUUAGUGCUGUCCAAGUGAAGGGUCCCUCCGCCUGAUGCAGCUGUAACUGUGACCUCUAUGGUGUCACACUCAUGGGGACAGCCACUCACAUCUCUCAGCAGAGAUAGUUUGUGAGGCUGGGGAGCAAAAGGGGGUGCAGCUCUGAGUGCUGCUGGCUGAAUCCAGCAUCUCCCGCUGCUGUUGCCUCCCUUCUGGAUGAAGCAAUCCCACCAAUAUUGAAUGGGCUGUUUCUCUGCCAUCACUGCCUCCCAUGGACGGUACAUGCCAUGAUGACAGGCCACAUUUUAAGCACUUCAGCCUGCUUUAGGUCUCACCAGGAAGUCUGUACCAAUAGCGAACUGUUGCAGUUGCUAAACAAAUUAACUGUGUUUUCUCUGCUGCAGUUGGAUGUUGCCAAUACCAGUUUUAUAUCAGUAUUGCUUUGUUACAUCAGAGUGAACCCCGCAGUGCCAACAGCCAUUGCUGUCCUGAAACUGUGCCUUUCACACCAGGGAGAUCUUAAGCAGAGGAAAAUAUGAAUAAAAGGGCAGAAGGUGUCAGUG
Messenger RNA from Myiozetetes cayanensis, 4679 nucleotides. RefSeq names its product elongator acetyltransferase complex subunit 1 (gene ELP1). The transcript is spliced from 36 exons. Gene Ontology annotation, cellular component: cytosol; elongator holoenzyme complex. NCBI's taxonomy places the organism in Eukaryota, Metazoa, Chordata, Aves, Passeriformes, Tyrannidae. The record is from RefSeq and is a predicted model, not a curated record. Bases 41 to 4057 code for a protein of 1338 amino acids. Gene Ontology annotation, molecular function: protein binding; tRNA binding. Gene Ontology annotation, biological process: tRNA wobble base 5-methoxycarbonylmethyl-2-thiouridinylation.